Molecule: messenger RNA, 1842 nt
Organism: Emiliania huxleyi CCMP1516
Lineage: Eukaryota; Haptophyta; Isochrysidales; Noelaerhabdaceae
Exons: 2
Coding region: 1-1842 (613 amino acids)
Cellular component (GO): mitochondrion
Molecular function (GO): RNA helicase activity; nucleic acid binding; ATP binding
Source: RefSeq, a predicted model, not a curated record
AUGCCAGCGGCAAGCGGUCCCGUCGCGAAGGUCCGGCGUAAGGCCGACGCGCCCAUCGCUGGCAAACACCGCACUGCGGCCACUAAGGGCAAACGCCGCAACGCCGAGUCUUCCACUGACGGCAAGCGCUGCAAGGCUGAUGCGGGCUGCCGGGAACUCGCGGCUGGCGCUGCCGCCUCGACUGGCGCUGCCGCCUCGACUGGCGCUGCCGCCUCGACUGGCGCUGCCGCCUCGACUGGCGCUGCCGCCUCGUCUGGCGCUGCCGCCUCGUCUGCCGCUGCCUCCGCCUCGCCUGCCGCUGCCUCCGCCAGCUUUUCGUCCCUGCCCCUGCUGGCGACACUGCGGCUCGCCCUUUCCGAGUCGUUUCCGUUUGAGCAGCUGACUCCGGUGCAGCAGGCCACCAUUCCGGCCGCCCUCGCCGGCCGCGACGUCAUCGCGCGCGCGAGGACCGGGUCUGGUAAGACCCUCGCCUUUUUGCUGCCCGCGAUCCAGCGGGUCGCGGCGGAUCCAGACCAGCCUGGUGUGCGGGCUGUCCUGGUCUCCCCCACGCGCGAGCUAGCCACCCAGACCGGCGCCGUGUGCGAGGCGCUGCUCUCCCACAUGCCCCGCGUGUCGUGCCGCUGCGCCGUGGGCGGGACGAGCGUGCACGGCGACGUCGCCGCCUUGCGCGGCUCACUCUGCCCCGGCAUACUCGUCGGCACGCCUGGCCGGCUCAACGACCUGCUGUCGGGCGGGCACGGCGCGGCGUCCGCCUUCGGCCGCGUCGCCUGCCUCGUCCUCGACGAGGCGGACCAGCUCCUCGCCCUCGGCUUCCGCCGGCCGGUCGAGGCGGUCGUUGCCUCGCUCCGGAGGGCUGCCCACCCGGCGGCGCCUCCGUGGCAGACACUCCUCUUCUCAGCCACCCUGCGCGGAGACGUGCGCUCGCUCGCCGCCGCCGCGCGUCGCGGGUGCGCGCCGCCGACGGCGGCGGAGGACGACGACUUGCUCGUCGCCGACGCCAUCGGAGCGGAAGCGCCGACCAACGCGGCGGUCGAGCAGGCCGUGACGGUCUCCCCGCCGGCGGCCCUCGCGGCGGAGCUGGUGCGGACCCUGCUGGCGCUGCGCUCGGACCCGGCCGCAAAGGUGAUUGUCUACGCCGGCGCCGCGCGCCUCGUCUCCUUCCUCGCCGCGCUCUGCCGCCGGAUGGGGCUCGGCGGCUCCGCGCCGCUCGAGCUGCACGCGCGGCUGCCUCACGCGGAGCGCGCGUCGGCGGACCGCCUUUCCUCGCGGCGGGAGGGGGGGGGGGGAGAGCAGCGUCUCUUCACACCGGGGCUCGACUACCCCGACGUGACUGCCGUCGUCCAGCUCGGCGCCCCGCCCGACCGAGCGACGUACAUCCACCGCUUGGGCCGCACCGGACGCGCCGGCGCUGCGGGAGUCGGCCAUCUGCUGCUGGCCGAGAGCGAGGCGUCCUUCCUGACUUGCUUGGGCGGGCUGCCGCUGACGCGAGCCCCGCCGCUGCCGCCCGCCGCCGCCGCGCUCCUCGAGCCGCGGCUGCGCGCGGCGCGCGGCGCGCUCCCCGCGAGCCUCGCCCAGGAGGCGUACGCCUCGCUGCUGGGGGUCUGCUCGGAGCCCGGCUGCUUGCGCCGGCUGCGCUGGAGCAAGGAGGACGCCGUGCGCCACACGAACGCCUUCGCCGCCGGCGUGCUCGGCCUCGCCACGCCGCCGCCGCUCGACGCCGCGGCGCUCCAGCGGAUGGGCCUCGCCGGCGUGCGCGGCGUCGCGGCGAAGACAACGUCGCUCUCGUGCUUCUCGGUGGCGGGUAACGCGCCGCGCCACAAGGGGCGCUGCGACCUCGGCUGA